AUGAUUCGCUUCUUCAUCGGCUGCGCUGGUGCUACGUUCGUCACCAACCAAUUCUGGUGUUCCCUGAUGUUUGCCCCGAACGUCAUUGGAACAGCAAACGCCACGGCCGCUGGAUGGGGCAACCUUGGUGGCGGAGUCACGCAGAUUUUUAUGAUGAGCGUAUUGUUUAAUCCUAUGGUAGAGUCUGGCAUUGCCCCAGACACUGCCUGGCGAUUGGCCAUGAUCGUCCCAGCAGUGAUGUUCUUGAUCGUCGCUAUCAGCUUGAAGCUCCUUUGCUGGGACACACCCACUGCGAGGCGUUUCGACGUGUCCGUCACUGGCAAGACCCAGAAGCCUUCCAUGAUGGACUAUUGUGAAGUGCUCAAGGACGUGCGGGUGGUUGUCAUGAUCGCGCAAUAUUCCGCUUGUUUUGGUGCGGAACUCGCGAUGAACAACCAAUUGGCUACCCAUUUUCGCACGUACUUCCAGAUGGCGGCAGCAGAUGCUUCGGCAUUGGCGGGCUCUUUCGGCCUGAUGAACCUUUUUGCCCGCAGCCUUGGCGGAAUCACUUCUGACCUGCUCUUCAAGAGGUUCGGCUUCCGUGGCCGCAUCUGGGCGCAGUUCUUGUCGCUCUUCUUUGAAGCAGUGUGCCGGCGGAUUUGCUCUCCAACCUACUCGUGGUGCCGGCGUCUCACGCGAAUCUUAGGCGAGCUAGGGGCCUACACACGUAGUGUUAAAGAUCCUGGGAAGCUGUCAACAAAUUUUCAUGAGAGCAGCCCGCGGGGAGCGGCUAGCUCCUGCCGCG
This is a messenger RNA of Symbiodinium pilosum, 784 nucleotides long. Lineage: Eukaryota; Dinophyceae; Suessiales; Symbiodiniaceae. The record is from the annotation of a GenBank genome assembly.